Dictyostelium discoideum AX4 is the source of this 651-nucleotide messenger RNA. It is a transcript of the gene uprt, whose product is annotated as uracil phosphoribosyltransferase. Lineage: Eukaryota; Evosea; Eumycetozoa; Dictyosteliales; Dictyosteliaceae. Gene Ontology annotation, molecular function: uracil phosphoribosyltransferase activity. The transcript is spliced from 3 exons. The record is from RefSeq and is a predicted model, not a curated record. Gene Ontology annotation, biological process: UMP salvage. Bases 1 to 651 code for a protein of 216 amino acids.
AUGUCAUAUCCAGAAAACGUAGUAGUUUUAAAAUCAAAUCAUCAAUUAAAAGGAUUAUUUACAAUCAUUAGAAAUCGUGAAACUAAAAGAGAAGAUUUCAUUUUCUAUUCAGAUAGAAUCAUUCGUCUUUUAAUUGAAGAAGGUUUAUAUUGUUUACCAUUCCAUGAAACUACCAUAACUACACCAACUGGUUGUGAAUAUCAAGGUGUUACUUUUGCAAGUAAAAUCUGUGGUGUCAGUAUCGUAAGAGCUGGUGAAUCAAUGGAAGCUGGUUUACGUGCAGUUUGUAAACAUAUUAAAAUUGGUAAAAUUUUAAUUCAAAGAGAUGAAGAAACUGCUUUACCAAAAUUAUUAUAUGCAAAAUUACCACACGAUAUUGCAAAUAGACAAGUAUUAUUAUUAGAUCCAAUGUUGGCAACUGGUGGUACAGUAACUCAAGCUGUUGAAGUUUUAUUAGAAAGAGGUGUAAAAGAAGAGAAUAUUGUAUUUAUUAAUUUAGUUGCAUCACCAGAAGGUAUUAAAGUUUUCACUGAUAAAUAUCCAAGAGUAAAGGUUGUCACUGGAGAAAUUGAUUCACAUUUAAAUGAAAAGAAAUACAUUAUUCCAGGUUUAGGUGAUUUUGGAAAUCUUUAUUUUGGUACUGAAGAUUAA